This is a messenger RNA of Silurus meridionalis, 3094 nucleotides long. RefSeq names its product hedgehog acyltransferase (gene hhat). Gene Ontology annotation, molecular function: palmitoyltransferase activity. The transcript is spliced from 12 exons. Gene Ontology annotation, cellular component: endoplasmic reticulum. The record is from RefSeq and is a predicted model, not a curated record. Lineage: Eukaryota; Metazoa; Chordata; Actinopteri; Siluriformes; Siluridae. Gene Ontology annotation, biological process: protein palmitoylation. The coding region runs from base 292 to 1806 and encodes 504 amino acids.
GGUGUGUGUUGAGGUGAUAGGUGUGUGUGCGUGUUGAGGUGAUAGGGGUGUGUGUGUGUUGAUCAGGUAAUGGUUGAUGAGGUAAUUGUUAGCAGACCUGUGAUUGAGCAGAUUUGUGACUGCACAACUCACCAGACUCUACAGGAGCUUUUCCCCACAUGCCAUCAAGCAACACAACAAACCCGUCUCCACCUGUUCACACUGAGCUGCACACGUUUACCCUCUUCUAUUGUGUACUAUUCCGAUUAGUCACGUGCUCUUUAUUUUAUCUCAUGUGAGGGUGUGGUCAGGAUGGAGUGUGCUGUGCUUCCUCAGUCGGAGAUGAUCCUUUACUGCCUCGUGUCCUUCACCUCUCACCUUUACUCCUUCUACCAGCUUCACGUGUUUUCAACAGAACAUGAGGAGAGCCUGGACAGGGAGGUGCAGCUGGAGGAUGGGUUCCUGAUCACAGGCAGUAAAAAGGAUGCCAGUGAUUUUGAGUGGAGUUUCUGGAAUGAGUGGGCGUGGCGUUCUCUCCUCUGGUCUCUGAUUGGUCAUGCUGUGGUCUCUCAGCUCUGCAGUGUUUGUUCUCCUCAGUUGAGAAAGGCCAUCCUCACAGUGUAUGGAGUUCUCUGUGCCUGGUGGCUUCUCGGUUGGAGGGGUGUGGUGGUUCUUAUGCUUCACUUGAGCAUUUCAUUGGCUGUUGCUCAGCUGCAGAGUUCCGCCCUCACCUGGGUCUGUGCUCUGUUCCUGCUCUCUACAUUACACAUCACCAGCAUACAGGAGGUCCAGCGAGACUGGUACGACUCAGAUCAGAAUUAUUAUCUCCUGAUGUUCAGCACUGCAAUGUGUGUGUUACGCUGCAUCAGUUUCAGCCUGGAGCUGUGCUGGAGCCCCCUGCAGGGCACACAAACUAUUUCAUGCUUCUCAUUUUUAAACUUUAAAAAAUUGUUAACACAAUUCUACAACCUGGUCUCAUACGGAUUCUACCAUCCACUGUUCUACAAUGGACCCAUCAUCAACUACAACUAUUUCAGACAACAGAUGGACAGAAUGGUGUGUUCCACAUCACCAUCCUGGUUGUUGAGUCAAGUUUUACGUUUGUGUGUGUGGUGGUGUUUAGCUGAGUUUAUGAUCCACUUUAUGUACAUGCACAGCAUCCAGAACAACGAGAUCUUCCUCAACAUGCUGCCAUCCUGGGCUCUGGGUGGCCUGGCACUGGCUCUUGUACAGUUUUUUUAUGUGAAGUAUUUGGUGUUGUUUGGUGUUGCAUCUCUGCUGAUGAAGUUAGAUGGUGUUGAGCCCCCUCCUCUGCCCCGCUGUGUGAGCACCAUGUAUAGCUUCCAAGGGAUGUGGAGGCAGUUUGAUGUGGGACUUUACAGAUGGCUCAUCAGGUAUGUGUACAUUCCUUUAGGUGGGUCUCAACAUGGGCUUUUCCAGAAGCUUAUCUCCAUGGCGAUGGCGUUCAGCUUUGUGUGCUUGUGGCAUGGUUGCCAUGACUACUUGCAAUGCUGGGCCCUGCUGAACUGGGUGUGUGUGUUCACAGAGAUCAGCAUCACACAUUUCCUCUGCUGGCCUCCUCUUCAUCACACUGUUCUCUGUUUUCUGACUCCACCCAUGAGGAGGCGUGGCCUUGCACUUAUCUCUGCAUUCUCUACAGCUCUGUUAAUUCUGUCCAAUCUGGUGUUUCUGGGAGGAAUUCACGUUGGCCGUGUUUACUGGAGGAGAGUGUUCCUGGAAGGUUGGUUCACCAUGGGGGUUCCUGUGCUCGGGUGUCUUUAUUGCUUCGCGCAGGUUGGACUGGAAGUGGACAGAAAGAGGAAAUGAAGAUUGUGUGUACAUUUUCAUUAUGGUUAACCACACAAUGCUGUAUUGAGACAGGUCUGGUGCAGUGAGAUAAGGGGUGGCGGUGUGGUGCAGUGAGAUGAGGGUGGUGGUGUGGUGCAGUGAGACAGGUGAGGUAGUGUGGGGCAGUGAAAUGGGGGUGGUGGUGUGGUGCAGUGAGACAGGUGAGGUAGUGUGGGGCAGUGAGACAGGUGUGGUGCAGUAACAUAGAUCUGGUGCAGUGAGACGGGGUGGCGGUGUGGUGCAGUGAGAUGAGGGUGGUAGUGUGCAGUGAUGGGGUGAGGUGGUGUGGACAAUACUGAGGACAAUAAAAACAACAGAGGACAAUUCUUUGGAAAUAGAAGACAUGGGGUCAGCAGCAGGAGAUAGUGUUAAUAAUCAGAUGGUAAAUGACAGUGUAAUAACAGAUGAUGUUACAGAAGAAGCCAGUAUGGGCAGUGAACCUGACAUGGAGGUAACAGAAAUGGACUUGGAAGAUGCUACACAGGACAAUGAAGAUAGCGAAUAUGAGGAGGAGGAGAGGAAAAACAACAAUGUUGGUGCAAAGAAAAAGAACAACAGAACCCCCUCAACAUACACACUGGAUGAAAUUAAUAACUUUCUGGAGAAUCUGUGGAAGUUUCUGACUACUUUCCGGAUCCAGACAAAUUCCUUGUAUUUACAGCAAAAAUACAAAAAAACGCCCCUUUGUGCAACUAAGCAAAAAUAAGAGGUUUGUGAGAUGAGGGUGGUAGUGUGCAGUGAUAGGGUAAGGUGGUGUGCUGCAGUGAGAUGGGUGUGGUGCAGUGUGACAGGUGUGGUGUUGUGGUGCACUGAGAUGGGGGUAGUAGUGUGCAGUAAAACAGGUGAGGUGGUGUGGUGCAGUGAGACAGGUGUGGUGGUGUGGUGCAGUGAGAUAGGUGGGGUGGUAGUGUGCAGUAAAACAGGUGAGGUGGUGUGGUGCAGUGAGACUGGUGUGGUAGUGUGGUGCAGUGAAAUGGGGUGGUGUAGUGAGACGUCUGUUGUGCAGUCAGACGGGUGUGGUGGUGUGGUUCAGUGAGAUAGAGUGGUGUAGUGAGACGGCUGUGGUGCAGUGAGACGGGUAUGGUGAGACAAGUGUGGUGAUGAUGGUAUGAUGAUGGUGGUGGGGAUGAUGGUAUGGUAAUAGUGGUGGUGAUGUAUGAUAAUGGUUGUGAUGAUGAUGAUGAUGAUGAUGGUGGUGAUAAUUGUGAUUUACAAAUGCAAUAUUGUAAAAUUCCCUAUUAAACUUUUUAUUUCUGAAGAAAACCAA